This is a messenger RNA of Theileria parva strain Muguga, 1856 nucleotides long. Its product is annotated as putative integral membrane protein. The transcript has 2 exons. Bases 638 to 1789 code for a protein of 383 amino acids. NCBI's taxonomy places the organism in Eukaryota, Apicomplexa, Aconoidasida, Piroplasmida, Theileriidae. The record is from RefSeq and is a predicted model, not a curated record.
AUUAAUUAAAGGAAUCCUUUAAUUUUAAAAUAUUUUAGUUUUUUAAUGAAAUGAUUACUUCAUUUUGCUAGACAAUGUAUAAUUACACACAUCCCGGUUCGCCCUGCCGAUGAACCUUAAAAUAAGAUUCAAGUCAUUAUAAAAUGAAUGACUAAAGAGUACAUUUUAAGAAGCAUGGCAAAUCAUUUUAAAACAUGCACAGAUAUGCACAUAUACAGAUGAUUCUAGUAGCAGUUCAGAUGCUACUGUUGUUACUACUCAAAAUUUUACCAGAAACUUCCACACUAUCUUUAUCAAAAAUUUAUCGCCGAAUCGCAUUAAAUACUUAUUAUUUUUUGCACAUUCGAUUUCAAGCUAUGAUUGGUUGCUCGGUCAAAAUAUAAGCCUACAGAUUUUCAACAACCAACCUAUUUUGUAGUUUUAACUCAUUUUUAUCCUACACAUCAAAAAAUAAUUUUUUUGAAACCAGGAUUCCUGGCAGUUUUUUAAAAUUAGAGGAUUUAAAGGUCGUUUUCUGAAGAAGGUGACCUACCGCGAUUCCAUGGUUCAACAUUGAAUUUUUCUAUUUAAAUCACACCAAGAAUAUUUAAUUAAUUUAAAUUUAUCUAAAAAAUUUAAAAAACUAAAGAAUAUUCAAAUGCAGCCAUUUGGAGCAAAGACUUCAGCACGUGGUAGUCUCCAUGAGCCUGUUAAACAGCAUCACGGAGAUUGCGAGAAGGCGGAUUCGCCUAAUCAGCAUAAACCUAAAAUUAGACUAGGUAAAAAACAUAACAGAAACUCAAAAUAUUUGGGUGUUAGUGCACCCGUUAAAGAAAACAAUCAACACACGAAAAGAAGUGAGUCCCCAAAGCCUUCUAGCGCUCAUUCACUUACACAAACAUCUCAGAGGCUAGAACAUGUAAAAAACGAAGGUUUAGGUAGGAAGAGGAAGCUGAGAAUGAACAAAGCCGUCAAAAACAGCUUGUUCCCAAGUAAAGGGUUAAUUCCACCCGAGUCAUCAUUAUUACAGAUGGAUCCUGAUAUGUACUAUGCAGAGAGACUCUAUAACAUGAGCAACUACAAGAACACAUUCCUUCAAUAUGGACAUACAAACCAGACUAGUCCAACGCCUGAACUUGACGACUCCUUUUUCACUGAAGACAACUUCUUCUUGUCAGACCAGAUAAAACUACCAAUAUAUGUGGGAUUCUUCUUAUCUGGAUUCUUUGGAUUAAUUCUUUUGAUAUUACUUGCCGUUUGGCUAUGGACAGUUGUGAGAACGGGUGGUCAAGAAGAUAAAGGAAUUGAUGAAUACACUAAAGGGAAGGCCAAUGAUGACGGCUUAACUCUAGCAGAAUUCAGGUCAACCAACCCUAAUUUAGUAACACUUGGUGACUACCUUCUUAAUGGGAGAAUUGAAGCUGAAAAUGACUAUGAUGAACGACACUAUUCAGAUGAAAAUACUGAUACUGACGAGGACCACCCGUCUCCUGGUGAAGGUACCAGCGACCAUAAUGAAGAAGGAAAUUUACCUGAAGCUGAAAAUAUUUGCGAAGAAGAAACAUAUCAAGGGUUUGAGGCUCUAAAUAGCCCCGAAGAAGAAUAUUCAGAGAAAGAAUCUGACACAGACAAAUCAAGUUCAUCCAAAGUUGUGAGAUUUGAAAACAAUGGCCCUGAAGUAAUACCUGGACCAGAUGACAUCAAUUACGAUGAAUACAUUGACUGGGACAACGAAGGUUACGAAAAUAAUUUAGAGGGAGCAGAUCAGGAGGAUGAUGACAGUUUAGAUAUACAAAAGCUCUUCGGUUAGACACGCACCCUCAUUGUAAUAAUUGUGGACAAACUCCAGAUUAUAACUAAUGUAGUGAAUAUAUAUC